GACUCACGGCUUAUGCAGCGUCUUCACUUAAACCUGUGCGGAGAUGGGACUUUCUCCACUGGAUUAACAACUCUUCCGUCGUCUAACGAACAAAACAAGUAUUUAUGAUAGCAAUGAAUAUUUAUAACCGCUAUCAGAUAUCACUCGUCUAACAGGUGAAUCAGAUGUGAUCAGAUCAGUCCCGGUCCACCCGUCACAUCUCUGUUAUUCCUUAGCGAUGGCUAAAUAUCACGCGGUGGGUAAAUGAUUGACUCGAUUUAUACAGACCACUGGGUGUUGUCUUUUCUUCCAUUGAAAUUCAGAUAACUGUUUCCUGGUUAGAGAAAGGUUUAAACUUGAUCAGUUGUGUACGAUUCACCAAAUAAUCGCGCAUCUGAAGAGGAAUAAAGAUGGGGAAAUCAUUCACUGUGGCUCACUGGCUUCUGCUCACGCUGGGACUAGUAACGGCUCAAGCAGAGAAAGCAGAGCAAGCUCUGCCAAACUGGCUCACGGGAAUCAUCGCCGUUGGUGUGUUCCUCUUUCUGAUCUUCGUCGCCUUCCUUGUAAACAAAGCCUGGUGUGAAACUCCAAGCAAACCAGAAGCUGUAUCCAAUGAAUACGCCAUGACCAAUGGAUCAACCCGUCUCGACGCAGUCAGGAGCAUUGAUGACUCUAAUGCCUACGAUGACGUGAUUGUUUACAAAACCGAUGAAAAGGUGACCGAGAUGUAAUCAAGGAAACGUCCACAACCAGCAAAGACAGCAUGCCAUGUUAACCUUAUCUUUUUUUUUUUUUUUGUAUCAAGUUAUAAUUUUAAUAGCUUACACAGCUUAUCUAGUUCCAAAGGCUAGCAGUUUUUUUGAUUAUACAUUAAUUGUAGUUCAUUUUAAAAGGAAAUUGUUGUUGUAACAAUCUGUGAACAUUUUAAUAUAAUAUCAGACAUUCAGUAUAUCAC
Carassius auratus (goldfish) is the source of this 934-nucleotide messenger RNA. Its product is annotated as PDZK1-interacting protein 1. NCBI's taxonomy places the organism in Eukaryota, Metazoa, Chordata, Actinopteri, Cypriniformes, Cyprinidae. The coding region runs from base 390 to 710 and encodes 106 amino acids. The record is from RefSeq and is a predicted model, not a curated record. The transcript is spliced from 4 exons.